AUGGAACGAUACAGAGAACUAGGAACAACAAUAUUGUACUUUAAUACCUAUUUUAUGAACGAAUUAGUGAUGGAUGAAACAGAACUUGAGAUUUCUAGACUUAAGGAGUUCACUUUAAUGCUUGAAAUGUUCAUUGGAAAUUUGGAUAUCAAAGCAAACUUAAGUGAUGUUGGACUGGUUUUCUUCCUGAUAGUUGAUGUUGACAAGUAUUAUCUGUUGUGUUUCGACUUAAAGAGGGGAAGAUAUUUGAUUAUUGAUCAUGUGAAACAUAUCGGUACAGUUGAAAGUCGAUAUGGAAAAAUACCAAGAACACUUCAACGGUUCUUUUGCAACUACUUGAUGACACAAAACCAUCGAAUGCAUGUUGAAUUGUACUCAAAGGAAGCAAAAAUCAUGAGAGUGGUUUGGGAAGUCCGUGAUAUUGGUCCUGACUGUGGUCUAUAUUUGAUGAGGCACAUGGAGUGCUAUAAGGGAGAUCUAGAAGGGAAGUGGGAAACAGGAUUUAAAGGAAUUAAAGAUAGUGAUGUUGCGGUAUUAUCAAGACUGAGGUACAAAUAUAUGUAUAGACUGAUGACCUCGGAUCACAACUUGCAGAAAGACAUGUUGUUGGAAGAAGCUGAUAAGUUUUCAAAGCUAGAUAUAUUGCAGAAAAGUAUGUUGUUUGAUGAAGCGAUGGAGUUGGCAAAGAAUAAAAGAAAGAAGUAUAAAAAAAGCAAGGAAAGGGAAAAAGUGGCUGAAACGGGUAUAGUUGUAUAA
Messenger RNA from Lactuca saligna, 756 nucleotides. Lineage: Eukaryota; Viridiplantae; Streptophyta; Magnoliopsida; Asterales; Asteraceae. The record is from the annotation of a GenBank genome assembly.